AUGGGCUGGGCUCGGCUGGACUUGAGGCGCCUCGCGGGACUGCGCUCUCAGACGGCCGUGCGGGGAGCAGGCUUCGACGACGUGGUGGCUUCGGAGCCAGGCCUGGCCCGAGCCUGCGACGCCGGGAAGGCGUCGGGUCUGGCGACGCUUCCUGCCGAGGGCGUGCUCGGCACGAGCGGCCGUGCCGCCGACGUGCGGCACCGCGCCCCCCCCGCGGAUGGGCCGCACGGCGCCUCACGGCACGACGUGCAGAUGACCGUCAGAGACAUACUGAGCAGCUACGCGCGUGGCUCGGUGAUGCGCAGCUCGGUCUCGCACUUCAUCGGCGUCGCCAUAGACCAGUGUUCCCCGCGGGGCGUCCGCAUCCUAGAGGGCAAGAACAUGCCGUGCAUCCCCGAGGGUCAGCCCCUCGCCUGGUGCGCGCGAGCGAGCAUCCGCUCCGAGAGGGACUGCUGGGAAGAGGCCAUGAAGAUAGUGCGGAUGCUGGUCCCCGGCGGGACGGUGGCCGUCGACCUGAGCUGCCCGCGGCAGAAGCGGAGGCUCAGCGGCACGCUGCUGCUCUCCCACGCGAAGGCAGCGUUGCUCCCGCGGAGGGCUGCGGACAUUAAGAUGAAGCGUGUCGUGAAGCGCGUGGUUCCCGUUGGCGGUGUCUCGAGCGAUGGCUGGAUGGAGGGCGGCCCAAGUCUAUUGGGCAUGCCCCACGGUCCCCAGGUGCAUCGGCGAGGCUGCCACGAGUAG
Messenger RNA from Prorocentrum cordatum, 738 nucleotides. The record is from the annotation of a GenBank genome assembly. NCBI's taxonomy places the organism in Eukaryota, Dinophyceae, Prorocentrales, Prorocentraceae.